AGAAGGACGACAGCCAGGUUUCUCUGUUUCUGCCUCAGUGCGAAAAAGAGCGACAUCGCACGCUCAUCAGCUCGUCCUCGCCACAUAUAUACUCCACACGCUGAGGUGGAUCGCUCUCUAUUUUACUCCUCAUAGCCAAGUUGUACGCCACACCAGUGGGCUGACUGACGCCGGCGUGGAAGUUUGUGGAAAGAAGAGUUCACUAGCCUCCGUUGCAAACGUGUGGAGGAACGUGAUCUCCGGGCAAUGGAUUCGUUCAACAUCUUGGACGAUAUCUUGGGAAAUGAGGAUGACGAGCUUGACUUUGAGGACAACGAUGCAAAGCAAGCACAUUCGGAGGUUGCUAGUCCCCGUGAAAGACUUGAGCCAACGGAUCCUCCAAAUCAGAAAACGUCCGUUCAAUCCGAGUCAGCAGAGGAGCCAGUCUCUAAGCCACAAGAAUCAUCAAUUCCCCCAUCGUCCGACGACAAUCAUCAGCGAAUCACCGAUGGGUCCGCGAAUGACAAUCUCAAUAAAGAACGUGAUCGAGCCUUCAAGCCUGAACGGCAAUUGGAUUCGAGAGAAGCCCGUCCGUCGACAGAUCAGAGUGAUCCUCGGGCUGGCGUAAGGCGCGCAGAGCUCGAAAAGGAGCCAUCUGCUCCGCGGCAAGUUAGAAUCACCAGAGAACCCGACUUGUGGCGCCCUCAGGAUGACGACAGGAAAGGACCGGGAAGUGAGUCUAGGCGACGGAAUGAACCUGAUUCGUGGAGACCUCAAGAAAGAGAACGGGAACGCCCGCGCGAGCGCGAGCGUGAUGAUAGGAUCUGGCCCCGGGAUAGCGAGAACAAGGAGCGGGAGCAAAUGCGGGAGCGGUACAGUGACCGCCGUUCAUCGAACAGACAAGAGGAUGUUACUCGCGAUAGGUCACGCAUAUAUGAAAACUUCAGUGCAAGAGAUUCGAGAGCGCUGCAGAAUGGAAAACAUCGGGAAGGCGAGGUUACGGAGAACCUACCCACGCAAAUCAGAGAUUCACAAUUGUCGGCACGUCGUCUUUCCGGAGAUGCGCAAGGUUAGCGUGGGUAGUCAGAUCUUGGAAGCGUGAGCUGUCCGCUGAAGCUAGAAAAUCUCAUCACAGAUCCGGCGUCAGCCUUGGCAAGGGAUCAUGCAUCAUAUGAUCGGGAGAAACUCGUUGAAGACCGGCGUAGGCAUGGCGAUCUUCCGGAGAGCAGGCGAAUUUCGGAGGGA
Fimicolochytrium jonesii is the source of this 1224-nucleotide messenger RNA. RefSeq lists its product as uncharacterized. The transcript has 3 exons. NCBI's taxonomy places the organism in Eukaryota, Fungi, Chytridiomycota, Chytridiomycetes, Spizellomycetales, Powellomycetaceae. The coding region runs from base 247 to 1053 and encodes 268 amino acids. The record is from RefSeq and is a predicted model, not a curated record.